Molecule: messenger RNA, 1191 nt
Organism: Nicotiana tabacum (common tobacco)
Lineage: Eukaryota; Viridiplantae; Streptophyta; Magnoliopsida; Solanales; Solanaceae
Product: ethylene-responsive transcription factor 1B-like
Biological process (GO): regulation of DNA-templated transcription; ethylene-activated signaling pathway
Molecular function (GO): DNA binding; DNA-binding transcription factor activity
Source: RefSeq, a predicted model, not a curated record
AUCCAAUAAUUGCCUCUCCCAUUAUAACAUUAUGUUUCUUUAAUUAAGUUUGCAAAUGCACACUUCCCUUUUAGGCUGGUAAUCAUGGAGACACAUAUAUAUAGUAUCUCCACUCAUAUUCUUUAAUACAUCUUGUAAAUAUCAACAAGAAAGAGAUCAAAGAAUAGCAUAAAGCUCUUAAAAAAGAAAUGGAUUUGAAGAUUCAAGACGAAAAACAAGCUUCAAAUAUUUUUGUAGCUGAGGAAGUUGAAGUUGAAUUAUCAUCACUCGAAGAUACUUCCUCGAGUGAAACUUCCUCGAAGGAAAAGCAAAAUGACUUCAGUCCAAAACGACCCCAAAAGGCCGAAAAACACUACAUAGGUGUUAGAACAAGGCCAUGGGGAAAAUUUGCAGCAGAAAUUAGGGAUUCAACAAGAAAUGGAAUUAGGGUUUGGCUUGGGACUUUCAAUAGUGCAGAAGAAGCAGCAAUGGCUUAUGACCAAGUUGCUUUGUCAAUGAGAGGUCCAUCAACUUGUCUAAAUUUCCCUGUUGAAAGAGUUAGGAAAAUGUUACAAGAAUCAGAAUGUAAUUUCUUGAAAAAUGGAUUGUCACCAGCAGCAGCCUUAAAGGAGAAACACAAGAAGAGAACUACUGUUUCAAGAAAGAAAGGGAAAAGGAAACAAGUAAAUAAGGAAGAUAAUAUUGUAUUCAUAUUUGAAGAUUUGGGAACUGAUUUAUUGGAUGAACUCUUGUCUGAGUAUUCUAGUUCAAAUUAGCUUAAUUUCCAUCUGUAUGUUUAUCCACUUAAUUCUUCUAUCUUUCCUCCUUGUUCAUGUUUUUUUUUUCUUUCAAUUUACUGCGUCCCUUUUAUCCAGUAAAUUGAUUCAAGAUUCUGUAAAUUCAUUUCCUAGACUAGAACUUCAUAUAAACUUAACCUCUUUUUUCCUCUCUUCCCGUCUCUUCGGGUGUUGCCUUACAAUAACUCAUGACCUGGAAAGUUACGGGUUUGAACCGUGGCGAUAACCUCUUGUAUAAAUAUAAAGUAAAGUUGCGUACAAUACACCCUUGUGGUCAGGCUUUUCUUGAAUCUCGCGUAUAAAGGGAGCUUAGUGCAUAAUCUUUUGCAGAAAUACAAAGUAAAAUUGAGUAUAAUAGAUUUUCCGAACUCUGCCCACCCUGCCGGAUCCUUCCUCUCUUCUCCGAUCUCCAUGU